Messenger RNA from Actinia tenebrosa (Australian red waratah sea anemone), 1583 nucleotides. Its product is annotated as ras-related protein Rab-5B. NCBI's taxonomy places the organism in Eukaryota, Metazoa, Cnidaria, Anthozoa, Actiniaria, Actiniidae. Gene Ontology annotation, molecular function: GTP binding; GTPase activity. The record is from RefSeq and is a predicted model, not a curated record.
CCCGUGAAGUGAGAUGUUAUUCAGGGGUGUGUGGUCACGCGGCCAUUGUCAAUGAACCUUUGGAACUAGUCUGAAAUACCAAGAAGAAUUUCAAAAUAACUCAAAACUUCAAGCUUUUUACAAACCCAAUUCCACAUAACAGUUAUAGAAGAGACAGUACAAGCAAGAUCAAGUGUCUGCUGAUAUACGGCAGGACACCCUCUUUAAAUUUUGUUAAGAUAUGGCAUCUAGGGGAACAGCACAACGACCAAAUGGAGCAGCAGUGGGAAAGAUAUGUCAGUUUAAACUGGUAUUAUUAGGUGAAUCAGCCGUUGGUAAAUCAAGUCUUGUCUUGAGAUUUGUCAAAGGACAGUUCCAUGAAUAUCAAGAGAGUACAAUUGGAGCUGCAUUUUUAACACAAACUGUCUGUCUGGAUGAUACAACGGUCAAAUUUGAGAUAUGGGACACAGCUGGUCAGGAACGAUAUCACAGUCUUGCGCCAAUGUACUACAGAGGUGCUCAAGCAGCUAUUGUGGUGUAUGAUAUCACCAACCAGGACACAUUUGGACGAGCUAAGACGUGGGUCAAGGAAUUACAGAGACAAGCUAGUCCUAAUAUUGUGAUUGCACUGUCUGGAAAUAAAGCAGAUUUGUCCAGUAAGAGGAUGGUGGAUUAUGAGGAAGCACAAUCAUAUGCAGAAGAAAAUGGCUUGUUAUUCAUGGAAACGUCAGCAAAGACAGCAAUGAAUGUAAAUGAUAUCUUCUUGGCUAUAGCUAAGAAACUUCCCAAGAGUGAAAAUGCACAAGGCGGAGGGCAAGCUGCACAGGGACGUCAAGGGAGAGUAGACCUUCACGAAACCAACCCACAACCCAACAGUGGUUGUUGUAAAUGAUCUAUCCUCAAAAUACCUUUAAGAUGUGAUUUUAACAGAAAACAAUGGUCAAUCUGUAGUGCCAAUUUUGUACAAGACACUGAAAAUGUCUCUAGAAAUACACCCGCCAGCAUGUGAAUGCAACAAGGGAGCAGAUGCCGCUAAACAAUGUAAAUGUAUUGUGAUAUAUAAUACUAAUUAUAGCAUCUUCCUUUACACCUAACAUGUUUACAAUUAUCUGUAUUCUUUGCACUGGAGUAAGGUGUUUGUUUAAAUUGUUUUAAUAAUUGUAACUUGUAAAUUAGAAUGAUGAACUGUUGUCUGUAAUAUUCCAUUGCUCCAGGUUAGCUAGAGAUAUUGAGGCUCACUUCAACAAUGACCCCCCUCUAGGGCAGUCCUUUAUCUUAAAACAAAUUAGAUUUAUACCCGAGAAUAUUUUUUCAUUUUUAUUUCUGGUUUCCAUCAAAUACUGCUUUAUAAAUAUGUUCCUUGAUAUCCUCAGCUAACUAUAAAUCAUUCCAAUAAACUAUUCCUUUUAAUUUUUUCUCAUGUUAAAUUUUUGAAAUUCCAAUUAAUUCUCUUAUAAAGGGUCAAUAAUAUUCCAAGUUUCUUGUACAUGAAUUCAUCACACUUCACUUCCCGGUAAUGUUGAGACAGAGUUCUAAUAUCAUAUCUUUUAUAACUUUCCCAUCAUAGUGAUUAUUUCAUGCAUUAAAUGUUUCUUUAGUGGUAA